AUGGCCUCCAUGGCCGACUCCUCGCGUGCGCGGCCAGAAGAAGGACAAGCUCCGGCUACGGGGUCAUCUGCGCCCUCGGAGCCCUCGGAGCCAGCCGCGGGUGCAGCGGCGCCCGCGGAGGCCGCCGUGGAGGGCUCCCGGCCGGCGCCGGCGACCGAGGUUUGCGGCCAGGCUGGGCGCCCAAAGACAGGUGCACAGAGGACGAGGUCGGGCUCCCGAGGGAAGAAGCGCAGGAAGCGGAGCCCCGUGAAAGACAAGCCAGGCCGACGGCGGCGCGAGCGGGAGCGGGAGCGCGAGCAGCGGAAGGGCCGCGUGCUGGGCUCCGAAGGGCCUGCACGGGCAGCAGACCAGAUCCUGGUGACUGCGCCGAUCUGCCGCGAGUCCCGGGCAAGGUACAUGUUCGGCAACUACGACCAGUACUACAAGCAGCGAUUUGACCGCUAUGCCACCGUGGACCCCAGGGUACAGGGUGUGCUGCUGAAAGCUGGCAACAUCUUCGCUGACAAGGUAGUGCUGGACAUCGGUUGCAACACAGGCUUCAUUACCUUCCUGGUGGCAGCAAUGGGUGCCCGGCAAGUGGAAGGCGUGGACAUCGACGUCACCUGCAUUUCUCGUGCCCUGAGAUACCUUCGCUGGCUCAAGCAGAAGGGCUACAAGACCUUGCCGGAAGAGGAGCAGCCAGAAGCCAACGAGGGAAGCCGAAAGGCGGAAGUGGCGGAAGCUGCGGCGAAGGAGGCCCCCACUGCGGACGAGGCGGCCGAGGCCACGGCCGCGGAGGCCGAGGCUCCUUGGUACACGAAGCAGUAUCCUGUCAGCUACGUCCAGAGCCGCGGGCACAUCCCGUACCACGCGAAGCCGCUGGAAGCAGGAGCCUUGCAGAAGGCCCUGGCGAGCGCCAAGGUUUUGGAGAAGGCCGUGCCGGUGAAGAACUCUUCAGCCGCUCCAAGACCGGGCUUCCCUUACAACAUCGAGUUUCGCUCCGAGAACGUCCUCUACACGCAGGUCGAGGGAAACCGAAAUGUGCAAUAUGAUGUGGUUCUGCUCUUCAGACUGACGAAGUGGAUUCACAUCAACUGGGGCGACCUUGGCAUCAAGCGCCUCUUCACCCGCUGCAACGAGUGGCUUCGGCUCGGAGGCCUGCUUGUGCUGGAGGUGAAGGAUCUCGCAGGGCAGCCGUAUGCCAAGGAGAACUGCGAUCGUCUAUCAGAACUUAGGUCCCUGUGGAUGACAUCCUGGGAUCGUAUUCGCAGCUCAGCACUCUGCUAA
This is a messenger RNA of Symbiodinium sp. CCMP2456, 1266 nucleotides long. Lineage: Eukaryota; Dinophyceae; Suessiales; Symbiodiniaceae. The record is from the annotation of a GenBank genome assembly.